Messenger RNA from Lineus longissimus, 3092 nucleotides. RefSeq lists its product as uncharacterized. The record is from RefSeq and is a predicted model, not a curated record. The coding region runs from base 141 to 1250 and encodes 369 amino acids. The transcript is spliced from 4 exons. Lineage: Eukaryota; Metazoa; Nemertea; Pilidiophora; Heteronemertea; Lineidae.
AUUUAAACUAGGCCACGCGAUCUAGUCUGAGUGCCUUGGACGACUUAAUGAAAUUUUCGUGAAAUUUUGCGUUAAUUUGCCAUUUUGUCAGCUGGAGCAGUGGAUUAUAUAAGAAGAACAGGGUACAGUAUAUCGUCGCAAUGGAGUACCUAACUACAGUACUACAGAAAACGCUGAAGGACAAGAUAGGCACUUCCGGUGAACCCCCUCAUGACGUCACAGAUUUGGCCAAACAUAUCGGUGAUUACUUCCGGCUCCAUCUCCAGGGCCACAUUCCUGAAUUGAUCUUCCUCGACCCGGAACCAAUAGGUACAGCUGCUGAGGGCCUUCAGAUCGGCGACGAAACCGAGUGUGAUUUCCUGCUAAACAUCCAGGUGCCUUCCGAAACGACCUUAGUUGCCGUAGAACCCAACCCAGAAUGCCCCGGGUCCUGGCUUGUUCAGAAAACCUCGGACGACGAGGGCCCGAGAGAUAAAUUUAUGGAAAAUGGGCCAAAUGGCAACUCCUACUUCGCGCCUUUAAAAGUCUCAAAGUACCUUCAUAGCAAAUUAGACCAUGUUGCAAAAACGAAAAAUUUCAAGGAAAACUUCCCGAAGGUUGAAGGAAUUGAGCAGACGACGGGGGAUGAUGACGUCAUGUUGAAGUUCAAGGUCACUUUUACGUCAAUCGGGUUUAAUAAGGCCAAGGCUGUGAAAUUCACCGGGAACGGCCCAGUGUUUUCUUCUGCUGAAUUCGAAAUGCAUAUGUAUUUGGGUAUGAGUGUUGGUCACCGAAGGUUGAUGGCGAAGCCACACCCAAGUCAUUCCAAUAUGGCGGAUCAGGCCCCUUUGCUAUGGAUACAGGGCUUUGCACACGAGGAGCGUGACAUGCUGCUGCAUGCAGAUCGAGGCUGCGUCAGGCAAUGUUUACGUCUGAUGAAACACCUAGGCUGCAGACGACCAAAGCAAUUCGGACCUCUGACGCCAUUUGUUUACAAAACAUUGCUCUUCUAUGUUAUGGAGGUGAAAAAGUUUCCCGAAGAAUGGCGCGAGGAGCAUUUGGCUGAAAGAUUCCAAGAUUUGAUGGUAAAAUUAGGAGACUGUUUGAAAGAGAAAAGACUGGACGAAUUCCAUCAGAGGAAGAAGGGAAAGAAGUGUAUAAAUGUCUUCAUUCCGAGGUACGAGGAGUCCUAUUUGGAGGAACUUGGCGAGUAUGUUGACGGGGUCAACGAAAAGGGAGAGCAAGGAUAUAUUGAGUUGUUCCAGUCGUAGAUUGAACAUGUAUACAAAAGUAGGGCUGUCGAUCAGAUAACCUAAGUGCCAAAUGCUUUUGAAUGUACCUGAAGUGAAGGGGGUAAUUAGUUGCUGAAAAAACGAACCCCGAUUGCCCCCCCCCCCCGAUCAUGGCUUGUUCAGAAAACCCUAACCCAUACGAUGGCUUGUAAAUGGACAAAACAUUAUUUUAUCAAUGUAUAUAUAUAUAGACGUAUUUCUGUGGGAUCAUUUUGUAUGUUUUAUAUCAUUUUGAAUGUAGACUAGUAUACUUGGCAUAACAAAUCCAGCACUUUGAGUCAGCACAAAUGAAGUACAUUUUGUAUUUGUUGGCAUAAGAGCAACUUAGCGGCUUAAAUUCGAUAUGUAACGCUUGCGUUUCGCAUAUUUUGAAAUAAAAUAAGUUGAAAGAUUAUUUCAAAACUAGUAAGACUGUAGCUGCUACCUAUAAGGAUGAUGCUGUAAACAUUAAACACGAUUAGAUAAUGAUAACUAGUACGAUUGAUAAUUAGCUUUGAUUAUAUUAACUAGGUACGCUGAUGGUAAACACAAGUUUAGACAGUGAUACUCAGCACAAGUAGCUUUUCUUCCAAAUUUGGGUUUAAUCGCGACAUUUGAAAUGAAUUUUAUUGCUUUUUUUAUAAGAAUAUUACAUGUUUAGUACAGCGGCGUUCAAAACGUCAUUUAGAUAUCAGAAUACUAUAUGGUGAUUUCUUUAUGGAAAUUUGGUUCCCGGAGAAUUGUUCAAUAUUGUGUAUAUUAUAGUAUGAUGAAGUAUAUAUUUAGGGAUCCAUCUAUUGAGGGAUUAUUCUCUACUUGGUAUGAUGUAUAAAGUUAUGUAUAUUAUCCGCCUUUUUGUGUGCAAUGGCGAAAUGUUCUACGUUUUGUACAUACAUCAUGGAAAUCAUGUAAUCGGUUGCGAUGGUAACCCAUUCGUUACCAUGAUUAAUUUGUCGACUUUUUCAAUUUAAAUUAGUUUUCAACUGUUACUUUUAACUGUGCAUAUAAGUGUUUUAUGGAAAAACUUAUUGUUGAUCUUUUAGUUUGGAAAUAUCACUGCGAAAAACGUCAUAAUAAGUUGAUAACGAUAAGAGCAGUAACUUCAGGACUAUUUUAUAACAUAAAGAAACUAUUUGAGAAGUCGCAUUCUAGAAGAUGCUUAUGCAUGGUGAAGACCGUCAUAUACCCGGAAAUUUGAAAUCAAAUUCGUCAUUUCUCGGAAGAACUGGGUCUACCAAGGCUUCGUACAUGAAACUUGUGAAGCCAAGUUUAGAUAAAAAAAGUGUAAAUAUCAGUCCGCCCAUUUUGAUACGAUUUGAUAAAGCCUUGAUUAAGACGCUGAAGCUAGUUUAGGUCGUAGAAAAGAUUGUCACAGUGGUCUUUCAAUGUACAUGUACUUUGCAAGGGCUUUGUUUAAAGACAAUAGGCCAUGUGUUUUACUAGGCUUGGGUUCUUUUCACUGGGAGGUAAGAGGUAAAGCAAAGUAAACGCUAGGAUGAGUGUAGCCAACCUUUAGCUCUGUGUAACACUGGUGGUAUCUUUACCUUCCAAUUCGGUGACAGGAUUACAUGCCCUAGUUAAUGACAUCGAGAAGAAUGGGUAAGUUUACAAGACUGAUAUUGGGACGUCCUGUAAAGAAAUAUAUAUUAUCACCAUAAACAGGAAAUCAAAUUUAAGGUGGUAACUGACGUUUAAAGAUCUUAAAAGCAGCAUUUGUGUAUUCAUGAACUCCAAACUUGUAUAAUAUUGUAAUUAGUGUGCACUUCGCCAUGUAUUUCGUUCUAAACAGUGUCCAAGAUGUAUGAACUCAAAAUGGGCUUUUUAAUAAACAGUGCUUUUUAU